AUGACAAUAGUAAAAAUCUUCAAGCAAGGACAUUCUAAUCAAAUUAAUGAAAAGGAUGUUAUCUCCACAUUAUCUGAUGGUGAACACAUUGUUGGGAGGGAAAAACCUCUAAAUUGUGGUGAUAAAAGAAUAUCAAGAAGACAUGCUAUCAUCAUUGUCAAGCAAGAUGGUGUCACACUGAAAUCUGUACAUGUGAAUCCAUGCUUCUUCAGGUCUUCACAAGAAAGCAAUGUUGGAAAACUCAGUAAGGAUAAUUCUAUUGCUCUAAAUGAUGGUGAUCAGUUUUCAAUGCUAGCCAAUAGUGAGUGGUUCAGGGUGAAAGUUACACUAGGUAAUUCUAGUGAAAAUAAACCUCAACCAUUUUGUGUUUAUCCAAAUGAUAGAAAAAGAACCCAUGAUGGAGAAAAUUUCAAGGAAAACCACAAAUUGCUAAAAACUUCUGAAGGAAAUGCAGCAAGUCUCCUAGUAUCAGAUAAUGUGAACAACCAUCCACCAUGCAGUUCAUUUCAGAAUCAGGGAAUUAUUGAUGCAGGUGAGGUAGUGAUAAAUGAUUUAGAUGUCAUAUGUGAUGAUGAGUCUGAAGGAGACCAUUCCCUUGACAAAAACUUGAAUGUCAACAUAGCUUCUGAAAAUGAACAAUAUAAUCAUUUAGUAGAAGAACCAGGUGAUGUAGAUUCAAAUGAAAAUGAACAAGCAGGCAAUAAAAUACUGAAUAAUGGUCAUGGAACUGAAGAAGAAAAUACCAGUAUACCAAUUGUUGAAAAUCAGAGAGAAUACUCUUAUGAAAAUUACACCACAGUUCAAGUUGAAAGCACAACUGAAAGUAGUAUUUCUCCUGUGGUAGAAAAAUGCCAACCCCAAAAUUCAAAUGGAAGUAAUGUUCCAAGACAAGAGAGUCAUUCAAAUGAACAUACAAUAGAGCAGUCUGGAUCAACAGAAGGUCAGAAUGUUCCUUAUCAAGACAAUGAUAGAGCAACUGGAAUUACUGCUCCAAUUACAGCUGAAGGUAUCAAGACAGAGUCUAGUUUCACAUCUGAAGAAAAUAUACUUCCAAGUACAUCAAUCAAACAGGAAUCUGUUUCUGAUGAGAACAUUGAACAAAAACCUGUAUCUAUGGAUAACAUUAAACAAGAACCUGUUCCUGAUGAGAACAUCAAACAGGAACCUGAAUCCAAUAAUGCCAGGACUAAUGCAAAUCCAAAUGAUCCCUCAAGUAGCAAUGACCAAAAUAAUUUGAGAAGGGACAGAUGUUGGUAUGGACAGAAUUGUUACAGAAAAAAUCCAGCCCAUCGAUUGAAUAUAAGCCACCCCGGUGACCAAGAUUAUGACAGUGAUCCAAAUGAUGUACGAGCCAUAUGCCCAUACGGAAGGGCGUGUUACAGGGUCAACCCACAACACCGUAAAGAAUUCAAGCAUUAUGGCAAACCGGCACCAAAACCAAGUAACGUUAGAGUCGUAGUGAAUGUUAAUAAUCAUUGUCCUUGUCCCCAAUGUAGACAUGAUAAACCAGGUUAUGAGAGUGAUUAUGAUUCUGAUCCCGAAAACGAACUCUGA
Molecule: messenger RNA, 1554 nt
Organism: Phaedon cochleariae (mustard beetle)
Lineage: Eukaryota; Metazoa; Arthropoda; Insecta; Coleoptera; Chrysomelidae
Source: the annotation of a GenBank genome assembly